GUCAAACGCCGCAUCGGCAAACAAACUUCUGUUCUUUGAAUCACAUGUUGGCGAACAAGCAUGGCCAUGGCUUAGAAUCAAUUGCCGGUUCCCAUACCGGUUCCCAUACCGCGUCGAUCUCUGCAAGUCUCCCUCCCUCUCGACGAUAACUUGCGCAAUCAUGGGACCCAACUCUGAAAGGCCCUCGAGAUUGAUCGAACGAUCAGGCAUCACUCUCUGGAUUCUAAGUUUGGGACCUCGUCAUCACUGCUGAUCAGUGCUAGCUUAGCUCUCCUAGAACUCUAAUCAUCUCACCUCAUCAUAUAAAGUUCAUUUCGAGAUGGGCCGCCCGCCAGCCCAGCCGAGCAGCCCCAGAGUCACACCUAAGACAUAUUUGUGAUAUGAAAGCUGACCGCCUCGCCCACGCCAAGCAGCCUUUCAUCUCUCGCUCUCUUCAAAGUUCUAAAAAUCCUUCCCCCUAUCCCCGUAACUGUAAUUGACAAUUGAUGAUAUUUUCGCAAUGGUACUACCGUGGGCGAGCGUGGGAACGCGAGAAGUCGACAACACGCACUAUGAUACUUCGGAGGAGGAAUCGAUUUGCGAGAUGGAAAAUGAAGCUACGGCUGUGGUAACCUUAGACCUAGCAAUCCCGAUUCCCGAGGCGACGCAGCCGCGAAGCGCCAGCGAGCCCAUGCCGACACGAGAGACGUGGUCGGGCACACGCGUGCUUUGUCCGGAUCCCGUGCUCACGGGAUACUCGACAUCGGACGACGAAGAACGUGAAAUUGGAGGAAAGGCAAGCGCAACGCGACAAAAGGUUCGCAAGACGAGAGCGGGACAGCGGCGAGCGUCAUGGUCGCCGCAACCACCUCUGACAGCGAGAGCGCACGAUAGCGGCGUCCAGGGCCUCGAUGACAGCGACACAUGCACCGCGGGAAGUGGUGUUGGAAAUGGGGAGGAAGCAGCGAGACAUUGGAGAAAGAUAACACAGCUUGAGGCCUUGGAUUCAACACGAGUCGGGAGUGAAGAUGAAGACGACGGUUCGGCAUUCAGGGGCAUCGCGGAUGCGGACUCGAGCGAGGAGCGUUGGAGGCAGAUUGUGCUGGAAGAGCAUAUGGACAAGAUUUUCCAUGCGUUCCCGACAUUGCUCGACGAAGAGCUGAAGGAAACGGUAGUGGGUGGGGUGAGGGUGAGGACUAGCUUUGAGACGACGGAGGAAUGGGGGCUCCCACGCAGGAAGCAGACUGGCUUGAAAGGGCGGGUGUUAACGCGGGUAAGAUUGUUUGGAUAUUCGAGGACGCGAAAAGAAGGAGUGCCAUGACGAGAAGGACAAGGACGAUUUGGUGUGGAGGGCGGUAGAGUUGAGGUUGGUAUUUUCUUGGUCCCUUGAAUGUUGGAUAAUAUCCGGGCAGCUUGGCGUUAGGAGUACUCGGAUUUUGGGUAAGGAAUAAGCAAGAUCUUAUAACUUUAUAAAAUAAUACUAUAUAUUCAAGGACAAGGACAAUUUAGUAUAAAAAGCAAUAGAGUUAAGGUAGUAUUUUCUUAGUUCCUUAUAUAUUAGGUAAUAUCCAGGUAGCUUGGCAUUAGGAG
Messenger RNA from Hyaloscypha bicolor E, 1569 nucleotides. RefSeq lists its product as uncharacterized. The transcript has a single exon. NCBI's taxonomy places the organism in Eukaryota, Fungi, Ascomycota, Leotiomycetes, Helotiales, Hyaloscyphaceae. The record is from RefSeq and is a predicted model, not a curated record. The coding region runs from base 500 to 1300 and encodes 266 amino acids.